UGAUCCAGAAAGAGAUACAUAAGUAUAUAUAUAUAUAUAUAUAUAUAUAUAUAUAUAUAUAUAUAUAUAUCGUUUCAACCGUUAUUAUCGCACAUCUGGAAAACUGGAACCAUGAAGAACGCUUAUCCAGUCGUAACGGCAGCCUCGUCCAAUCCGGUCGAUUCGGUCGAUUCGGUCGAUUCGGUCGAUUCUUCAAUAAGUCGGGAUAUAUCAAAGGACGAGAUCGAUAAUCAAACGUCACCAAUAAUAAGACUCAAACUCGACAAACCAUUGCAUUGGUAUUGGGAACUUACGACUACGGCCGACGACGCCCUUCCGGUUAUACAAUUGUUGGACAAGGACGGUCGUUUAUUGGUCGAGACAACAGGUAAAACUGCUCAAAGGGCUAGGGGCUCUUUUCGCGAAGGUUUGAUCAAUUACGAAAAAUUUCCUUUGUCCCCUAAAAUAUCGAGAUCCACGUCGGUUAAUUCCAAACGUGAACCAAUGCAAUCGAGUGGUAAUCGUAAUGUCGACGGUUUCAGUAACAAAUUUGGCCCGUUCGAGUUUGGUUACAAACCGAGAAAAUCUAGGAGUGACGCUAGUAUCAAGGUCAUUCGCGAUAAAAAAAUUAAAAACAAAGAGAACGACAAAGAGAUCGUUAAGAGAUAUUCUACCGGUGAUUUUUUACGUCGACAGAUUUUAGACGAUUUAAGAACGAAGAAUAUGUUUGACAAAAGCCCCGAUGAGAUUGCCAAGGAACGUUGUAGAAAGGUCAAGGCUUAUUUGAAAGGUCAAAGCGAUAUUGUUCAUUCGUCUAAUUAUAAAAUUAAUCGUGAUUAUUCGAAUGCAUUCGUACGGUCCAAUGAUAAAUUAGAUAAAAUCGAAUCGGAAGAGGAUCAUGGAUCCGAUGAGAAUAAUAAAUCGAAAUUUUAUUUAUCUAACACGAAUGACGAUAAUGUCGUUGAAUCGAUUAACAAAGAUUAUGUUGAUUCUGAUAAGCUCGUUAAAAUUCGUAGUUUUUUGACUGAGAAAUUGCGUGAAAGAAUGGAAUCUAAUAAGAACGUGGAUAAUAAUUUGACGAUUAAAAAAUUAUAUUUCGAUCGUAAGAACGUCGUCGAUUCUAAUAAUAUUGGAACGCAUUAUCGUACGAGAAAGGUAAGAAGCGAAACGAACGUAAUUAAUUCGUCAGGAAGAAGGAUGAGAUUUGAGAAGGAGAAUCAGGAGGAUAAUAACGAUAACGAUGAUGACGAUUAUGACGAUGAUGAUGAUGAAAAGGAUAUGAAUUUACGAGGAUCUUUCGGACUUAACGAAAGUGAAAAGAAAAAUGGACGCAACGUACGUUCUAUAUCAUCUUCGUUCGUUAAGAAAAAUAAUUAUCGUCGAUCGAAGAGCGACGCCUUGCUCGUAAGAAGAUCUAAUGAAUUCGUCGAACAACAAAGAAAAUAUAAAUCCACUAGGAGAGAAUCUACGGAUAAAAGGAGAACAUAUCGUAAAACGAAAAGCGAUCUUCAUUUUGAUAAUCCUAACACCGAGAAGGAAUUGGAUAGGAUCGAAAGAUCCUGGAAGGAUUAUAAGGAAAGAAAGAAACUUGAGAAACUUCAAAGAGAGAGGGGUUUGAAGGAGAAGGAUGAGGAAGUAGAGGUAGAGGUGAAGAAGAAGAAUGAAAAAAAAGAGGAUAAUUUUAUGUGGAAUAAGACAAGAACAACGAAGGACGUUAAAAGGGAAUUAUGCGUUACGAGAAAUUGUAAAGUAUGCCAAAAUCUUCGUAAUUCUUUAGGAACAACCAUUAACAACGAUAUUAUAUGUCCCUUCGAUAAUAAUAAUGGUACUGAUCGUAAUACCUUUGAAAAAUCAAUUGAUCCUAAUUCCCAAUCGUCGUCCAUUAUCGUCUCGCCCGAUUUUGGAUACAAUUCGAUACACAAGGCCGCGUUCAAAGAUUAUCGGGAAUUGUAUGCACGUUCGAACGUUAAAAAAAGUGCAACGUUUAAAAUAAUAGACGGUAGCGAGGAACACGAGGAUAGCUUUAAGGAAGAUGACGAUUCGAAUUUGAUCGAUGAUAAUGAAUCACGUCGUCAGGAUAAAACCGAGACGUUGCCGUUGAUUAAUAAAUCGAACGAGGACAUAGCCAGGGAUUAUUUCAAACGCGUUUACGAACUUUUGAAGAAACGUCAAGAGGAGGCACGUAAGAUAGCUGAGAAACGCGACGUCAUUGGAUACGACGAUUCUUCAUCCUCGAAUUAUGUCGAAGAAGUACGAAGGAGGAAGCACAGGCGUAGAAAGAGAGAUCCUGCUCAGGGUGAGGAAUUGGUAACGGUGACUCCGUCGAACGGAGGACAACAAGACAAUUGGAAGGUUCAACAACAACAACAACUACAACAACAACAACAACAACAACAACAACAACGUUCUCGCGGACAGUUACAAGCGGUGAAUAAACGAAUUCGUCCGAGCCCGCCCCCGCCGCCGCCGCCGCCACCACCGCCUCCGCUUAUAUCUUGCAAGGUCAAUGCCAAGGAUAUUGGCAAGUAUUUUGAUUGGCCGAACAAGGAGAAUACGCCUGGAAAUGCCGUGAAUAAUAAUAAUUCAAUUGCUAAGGGUGCAGUCAGUAAAAAGGCAAGGAAUUUUGUACAAAAGAAGGAUCAAGAAAAAGAGGAGGUGGUGGGGGAAGGUUUGUGGAGGCAGGAGGAAGAGGAGAAGGAGGUGGGGAAGAAGGAGGAAGAGAAGAAAGAGAAAGAGGAGAAGAAAGAGGAGGAGGAGGAGGAGGAGGAGGAGGAAGAGGAAGAGGAAGAGGAGUCAAUAAACGAAAUGGGCUCGAAUCUUAGCAGGCACAAUGGCAAAGGCCUAACUGGCCGUAGAACACAAUCUUCGGGAAACUUGUGCGAACCACCCAAGGGAAAGUUCAAUGGUAUGGGGAAAAUUCUGGUGCCUUGCUCUAGCAGCUCUCAGAGGGAAAGCAGGUAUAAGUUUUGUGGCUCGCUACCGAAUCAUUUAGAUGACAAGGAUGUUCUGGAUGAUGAUCGAAGAGAGAACAAUAAUAUCAUGUCGGAUACCAUUAGUGGAAAUCUCGGAGGUACGUUGCCGCAUAAGAAACGAUCCUUGGGAGUACAUUUCUCUGACGGUGGGCCCACUGGUGCUUUGGAUCUUGUUAAACAUCGAUCACAAGAUUCCUUGGACGAGAAUGAUCCUUGGAGAUAUCAACAGAGCGAUUUGGACUUGGUAAGAUGCCGACAUGGUAAUUUUGAUUCGGUAAGAAGAAAUCGUAGCAUCGAUACGAUUAUAAACGAUACAAAUCGGCGUUGUUACAAUCAUCGCGAAACAUCAAUAGAGGAAAGAUGCCAACGUAAUUCGGAUUUGGAUCUUGUCGGUACAAUUCCAAAGCGCAAACAGGAAACUGCACGUAGCGUUAUUUCUAAAGGUAUCGACGGUAAUACAUCGAUGGGUACACAAUUUCCCGUUACGAACAAAUUUGACGUUAGCUCGUCCGACGACGAUUUACUUAUGCGAGUAUUGCAUAAACCGGAUUGUGAAUUGGUGAAACAUCGACAGCAGGCAUUGAACAAGUGCGUCGAUUUGAAACUCAGUAAGCUCGGUGGUGUUGGGAGUGGUACUGGAACCGGUGAACCGCAGGAUCAAGGAUAUGCUUCUGAGCGUUCGCCCGAGGACGAACAUCCACCAUCGUUGCCUGGACAACCAUUUCCAAGUGUAACACCCGAGAGCACUUUCCGAGUGACGUUACAAAAGAGCAGUCGAGGUCUAGGCUUAAGCGUUUCCGGUGGUGGUACUGCAGGACCUGUCAGAGUAAAAAGACUCUUCCCAUUACAACCCGCCGCAUUGUCCAACAAACUUCAACCAGGAGAUAUACUCCUCGCCGCCAAUGGAAUUCCUUUAACCGGUUUAACGAAUUACGAAGCAUUAGAAGUAUUACGAACGACCCCGAACACGGUCGAGCUGGUAGUGUGCAGACUUCCGGGUGACACAAAUGUCACACCACCUGGUGCUCCCCCACCACCUCCAGCACGUCGUGAGCCGCCGCCACCAUUACGAAUUCCAAAUCCUCUGCCGCCACUUCAAAUUGAGCCCUGUGGCGAAUUCGAUAUAGAAAUGAUGAAAGUAGGAGGUAGCUUAGGCUUCACCCUGAGGAAGGCUGACAGCAGUGCAUUGGGCCAUUACGUGAGAGCACUCGUCCGUGAACCGGCUCUCAGCGAUGGUAGGAUUCGUCCUGGUGACAAGAUCGUCGCGGUUGAUGGUGCACCGCUUUCACCGAUGAGCCAUGAAGAGGCUGUGGCACUCUUGAGACAGUGUGGACCAAAGGUGAAGCUUCGAUUGUAUCGUGAUCUGGCACAAACACCGGUUUCCGCUUUAUCACCUACUGAACCGGAUCAUCCUCUUCGUCCACCGCGAACCUGUCUAAGGCAAGAAGCCGUGGAUAUGCUGUGCGAUUUAGCAGCUCGAAAACUAUCACCAGGUACAUCGAGUGGUUCCAGUUGUUUGCAAUCACCUGCCGCAUCCUGUACUUCACCGAGAAGACACCGACGACUCGCUACUCGUACACCCACUGCCGAUAACGAUCAAGAGAUCCCGGAGAAGUUUCACGAAGGACAAACAGCAUCUAUAGGGAGUCAGGCUGAGACUUCGGAUUCCGAUCAGUGUUCCGUAAGAACGCAAAUAACGAAUUCUCAAGCUAAUACACCGAUCUCCAAUACGGAUAUCAUCAUAGAUCCACCGUCACAAUAUCACGUAUGCGAGACAACCGAUUCACCAUUGAGAACUCCAACUCGGCCAAGUUUCUUAGAUCUAUCCGCACCUCAAGGGAAGCCACAUUUUCAAUUUUGCAGCGCCGACUCGGACGAAUAUCCGGUCGAGACUAUGUUAUUCUCCGAAAAGGAUUCCAGUUGUUCGUUCGAGACCGAUUAUCAUGGAAAGGAAAUCCGUGGAUUGUCAAGCGACGAACAGGACAAUGAUUUGCCAUCUGAACCUGCCUCAAUGCCACCAGUACUCUCGUCGACUAGCAGUAAUAGUACUGGUGGUGCCUUCAGUUACAAAAAUCCUGCCUAUCAGAGUGCUAAUCCUGCAUGCGGCGUCACCAUUGACGCCGUAUCAAAGAACAAACUUACGCAUUCAAGCGAUCAAGAUAUACCAGGUAAGAUUCUUGGAACGGAAGAUCCAGCUGGUAGCAAGGGUUUGUUAAAGUGGAAGGGAGUUAUGUUUGCACCUAGCGACGAUAUGAACGAGUGCGAGAAAGACGUAACCAAAGUCGAUAAAGAUAAUUUGGACUCAACGAUAUCUUCUGAGGGUCAUGAUGAACAGGGAAACGAAGUGUUCAUGGUAGAAUUGACACGCGGAUGGAAUAGUCGAUUAGGUUUCAGUUUAAAGUCCGAAGACAAUCACACUGUGAUAUCGGUGGUACAUCCUGAUAGUGUAGCAGCUAGAGAUGGAAGAUUGAAACAGGGCGACGUCUUGUUAAUGGUUAACGAUGAGAGUGUCGAAAGUAUGUCGACGGCUGAGAUAAUAGACUUGUUACGUAAGAUACGCGGUUCUAUAGGUAUUACGGUGAUGAGAAAGAACAAGCAAGAAAAUGCAACGUGACAGUAAAAAUCGAUUAGGUGUCUGAUUAAACGAUCAUAAAAGAUAAAAAAAAACACACACACAGAAAAAGGAUUAAGGAUAAAGGAAUAAAGUUAAAAAAAAAAGAAUGGGGACAAAAAGAGAAAAGGAUCAAAGAGAGAGAGAGAGAGAGAGAGAGAGAGAGACGUUCAUUGGAACGAGCUUAGAACGUAUAGGAUAUACAAUGUUCACGAUCAAUAGAUCCACGUAGAUCGUGGAACUUCGUGAUCGAUAAUAAAAAGACUGCAUUUCCUAUACAUAUGUAUGUAAGAGAGCGUGAAGGAAUAACAUAUAUAAUUGAAAUUAAAUAGAUGAGUUUCCUCCCGAGAGAAAAAAAAAAAAAAAUAAAUUUUAAGAGCGAAAGAGAGAGAGAAAGAGAGAGAGAGAGAGAGAGAGAGAGAGAGAGAGAGAGAGAGAGAGAGAGAGAGAGAAUUAUUUUUCAGCAGAAGCGCGGGUUACUUAUUGAACUUUUACUAAAAAAAAAUAAAUUAAUUAAUUAAUUAAUUAAUAAAAAAAAAAAAAAAAAGAAAGAAAGAAAGAAAAAACUAAACGAGAAUAUACGAAUAAAAAAGAAAAAAAAAAAAAAAAAAAGGAAAGAGAAAGGAUAAAAAAUAAAUCAAAGUGUUCAUCGUAUUUAUGAAAAAUCGUGAAUGUGCAUACGUAUAUAACAUGUUUAUCCCGUUGGCGCAAUGGGAUUCGUUUGAAAUAAUGAAAAGUCAAAUAAUGCGAUAUCGAUCGUCCCGCCCCCACUCCCCCUCAUCCCUCGAAUCUCCACGUAAUAUAUAUAUAUAUAGUUUCUUAUAAUUUUUAUUGUUCACCGCGAUGAUUAAUUAUUUUAUUAUAUCAAUUUCGCGGGAGUCACGAUUGGCGUCGAUUAUUUUUCUUCGUUUUUCUUUCUUUCUUUUUUUUUUGUUUCGUUUUUUUCUUUUCUUUUCUUUUCUUUUCUUUUUCGUAAAUUCGACGUAUUAAACGGACUCCAAUAAUUGUCGUAUACAAUCUUGUACUUAUUAUUCCUAAAAGACAAUAUUUCGUUAAUGAUUAAUGCACGUUCGAAUAUAAUUGAUAAUUAAAUGUCAUUGUCGCAAGGGAAAAAAAAAAAAGAAAAAAAAAAAGAAGAGAAAAAAGAAUUGAAACUUCAUAAUCAAACGAUCAUAAUCAAAAUACUUCACUUUUAGAAUUCUUCGUACGAUUAAUGAUAAUAUAUUUAAAUCUCAUCUUUUUGAUCUAGGCAAAAGAGAGAGAGAGAGAGAGAGAGAGAGAGAAAGAAAAAGAAAAAAGAAAAAAAAAAGUAAUAAGAAAAAAAAAGAAAGAAAGAAAGAAAAGGAAAAAAACAAAACGAAAAGAAAACGAAAUAAGAGAGAAAGAAAAAUAUAUUAAUUAUGUAAAUUAGAUUAAAUUUUAAAUGAAAAUUAAAUUGAACGAACGUUGAUUGAAUAUAAGCUUCUAUACACGCUGAACAUAUCUCAUAACAAAAAAAAAAAAAAAAAAAAAAAAAAGAAAAAAAAACAAACAAACACAAACAAACAAAACACAUACAUGUACACGCAUUCUCUGUAAUAAAAGAAAGAAAGAAAAAAAAGAAAAAAGACAAAAAAAUAAAAAAAGAAAAUAAUAAUCAAUAACAAUAAUAACUUAUCGUCGAUCCACACAAGUCACGGGCUUUAGAAAGCAUAUUUGAAAAUGCAUAGUCUUAUAGGGGGAAAAAAAAAAAAGAAAAAAAAAAAGAAAAAAAAAAAAGAAAAAAAAAAUUGUAAAUUUCGAUUCGCUCAAAGUAAUUUUUAAAAUAUUUCGCUAUCCUGUGACGGGCAAUAAUGUUAAACAUUUAUAAAUAGAUUUUCGUGCAAUAUCGAAACAAUCGGUUUCAUUGCGAUCGAAUAAAAUCAAUCGAUGAUUCAAUUCAUUCAAUGACCUCUCAAAAUUAACUUUAAGAAAAGAAAU
Vespa crabro (European hornet) is the source of this 7521-nucleotide messenger RNA. RefSeq lists its product as uncharacterized. Bases 112 to 5565 code for a protein of 1817 amino acids. Lineage: Eukaryota; Metazoa; Arthropoda; Insecta; Hymenoptera; Vespidae. The transcript has 12 exons. Gene Ontology annotation, molecular function: protein binding. The record is from RefSeq and is a predicted model, not a curated record.